CAGGUCAUCCACGAUUCCAGUUCUGCCCAGGGUGCUUUGCGCUCUCCACCAUCGCAUCAAGUUCCGGCGACCCUCGCGACCACCAGGCAUUCGCGACAAGUCAACUUCCCCAUCUCGCGUACGCUACGAAUCACAGGAUCGAUAAGCGACAUCACCACACCAUCACGUCCCCAUUGCACACUCGUAGUGCUUUCAACAUCGUCCCGAACCGGCCGCCAAUGUGUUCCAGCUAAGCAUCCUACUUCGCCAGAGGCCUGAUGGCUUCAUCCGUGGUAGCGCCUGCGCCAGUGUCGGCCGACGAGUCCAGUGCAACUGCUGCCAACAGGCCAGCCUCGAUCGCGCCGCGCAAGUUCAAGGCGUCAGAUCUGCCGUUGACCUCGGCCACGAGGUCCGCGAUCGAGAGUCUUGCCCACAGCUUCAAGAAGAAGGGCGGCUAUGAUGCAAUUCGCAAGGAAGUGUGGGAGAAGUUCGAGGCCAGCGAUUUCGAAGCAGAGAUCAAGAAGUCAAUCUUGCAAGUCGCCGAGAAGGAAGUCGAACGAAACCCAUCACAGCUCCUAACCCUCAACCAGCGCAAGGCGGCCGCGCUGAUUGACGGCGCACUCGUAUUCUCGGGCAUCUACCAAAAUGCCGAGGCUGUGAUUGGACAGCUCAUCGACGACAAAGCCAUCGAGGCACGGAUACGACAACUGCGUGCCGCAGAGAUUGGCGAAGAGGCCGCGGAAGACGAGCGCGUACGUGGCUCCAAGACAGACGAGGACUAUGCCGCAGAGUCUACCGCCCGCUUGAACGAGCGUGAACGUGUCAGACGUGAGCUCAGGGAGAAAGAAGAACAGAUCCUUGAGGAGAAACGCAAGAUCGAGCGAGAGGAGCAGAAACAGCGCGACCGCGAGGCAGAAAAAGCCGAAAUUAAGCGUAAAGAAGAGCGUGAUGCGCGCCGUCGCGAGCGAGAAAGAAAGGAAGAGGAACGCGAGGAGCAGAGGAAGAAGGAGAGAGAAGAACGCCGCCGGGCUCGCGAAGAGCGGGAGCGUGAACGGGAAAAGGAGCGCGAACUCGAACGCAGCCGACGAAGCUCAAGAUCCAGGGAUAGAUCACAUCGCCAUGACCGGGACCGGAGUCGGCGCCGCGACAGCCGCGACAGAAGCCGACAUCGCCAUGACAGUAGGCGCCCUGACAGCAGAGAUCGGCGCCGCCGGAGCGAUCGAUCACGGGAGGAUGAUGGCAGUCGCAGGCGAGAGACGAGCAGGAAGCAGCUCUCAAAGGAGGAUAUCGAACGGCUCGAGCAGGAAGCCUUGGCUGACCUGCUGCGCGAAAGCACAAAGACUGACGCCGUCAAGGAGCCCGAAGAAGAGGAAGAUGCUGACGAGAAGCUGCCACCGCCUCCACCUAGGCGAACGAAGCCCGCUUCUGCUAUUCAGCCUAUCCGUCGCGAGUCUUCCAAGGCUUCUGAAUCCAAGAAGACACAAGUACCUGUGAAAACGGACUCGAAGGACUCAGCGCGAGAUGUGUCGAAGGAUGCGAGCGACCGUCAGGAGAGCAAGCUUGCCAAGCCCGCAGAGCCAACGCCCAGCAAGGAACCAAAGAUUGCAGUCAAACUCAAGUCUCAGGAUUUGACGGCGUCUACGACCGCACCUCAGCCAGCAAAAGUAGCGUCUAAGGUUGCAGCUGUCCAGGGUGGGACGACAAAAGAACGGAGAGACCGCAGUGCCUCCCGUCACACUAGACCCGAGCGCGGCAGGACUAGGAGCAUCUCGCGAUCACGUCCAGAGCGGAAAGAUCGCAGCCGUUCCCGUGCACGAGAUGACAGGGACCGCAGUCGGGACCGUGACAGAGACCGAGAGAGGGAACGGGAGCGUGACCGGGAUCGCGACCGGGAUCGCGACCGUGAUAGAGAUCGGGAUCGUGAACGGGACAGGGAUCGCGACCGGCCCGUCAUCCAGACGGAUUGCUACAGACCAAACGAGCAACUCAGGUCACCUGUUCGCAAUGCUCGAGACGGCAAAGCAGACCGGAGUCGGUCCAGAGGAAGGGCUGAGCGCAGCAGAUCGAGAGGCCGCUAUAAGCCAGCCGAGACACGAACAGCAGCACGCAGCAGGUCGCGCAGGAGAGACGACCACCGAGAUGACAGAUCCCGCUCGCCCCGUCCGAGGGCGGCAGAGCGCCGCGACAGGAGCCGGUCCACUACAGCACGAAGAGACAGGGGUCGCGACGAUAGAAGGGACGACAGAAGGGACUACAGACGACAGAGUCGUUCACGCUCGCGGCGAAGAGGUGGAGUCUCGUCCACGACUGAGCUCAACGACGCUGAGACGUGGAAGCAAGGCGAGAUCAAGAAACGCGAGCAGGAAGCCAAGGCUUAUUUGGCCGCACAGCGAGAAGCUCGGGAAAAAGGUCUUCCCAUUCCCGGCAUCGACGACAAGAGACCUGCUGGGGACGACCACGAUAGGCGAGGAGGCUCACCAGAUGUCAAGCGCCGGGGUCUUGGUGAGGACAUUGAUCGAUACCGCCCUGGAGAGCGGGACGCAGAUCGCGCUGCAGACCGGGACAGGGACAGAGACAGGGAGCGAGACCGGGACCGGGACCGGGAGCGUGACAGAGAACGGGACAGGGAGCGGCGGGCACCACCACCACCACCGCCUCGCGACCGUAGUGCUGAGUCGCGAAAAGAUCGUGACCGUCGUCCGGCGGCUGCAUUGCGAGAUCGGAGUACAGAGUCACGACGUGACGGAAACAGGCGCGACAGGAGCACGGAAUCUCGGCGGGACCGUGACCGGACGGAGCGGCGAGAUCGCGACCACCGUGAUGCUGAGAGGGACAGGGUCCGAGAUGACCGCCGCGAACGUCGGCGCAGCCGUACACGAAGUCCAGCAGUUCGGCGGCGCUCGCGUUCUCGGUCACGGGACAGGGAGAGCCGAACAUAUCGGCCCCGUGAUGAUCGAGACCGUGACCGGGACCGGGACCGAGACGACCGCGAUAGGGCUCGAGACCGGGACCGGGACCGGGAUAGAGAGAGGGAUCGCAGCAGGGACCGCGAAAGAGAUAGGCGGUCGCGCCGCGAUAGGAGCACGGAUUCCCGGCGUGAUACUCAUCGUCGCGACAGGAGCCGGAGCCGCAGACGGAGCAGAAGCCCAAGGUAGAGCCAAGGGCGGCUCCCAAGCCAUCUACGCGACGCACGGGAUCUUUCAGCAGCAACGAGGACGGUGUUGCCAGGAGCGCCGGCUACCACCGAGUCAGUCAGUAGUAGGAAGCAGGUUUACGUUCCGCCGUAUUCCUUGCUCAGGCGGACUGCUGUGCGUGCGGUCGAGGCACACAGAGCCGCACAUCGGUCUAUGUAUCCAUUUAGUAAUCAGAUGCCAUGACAUCCUUUUGAGUGAUGACCAGGGGCUGUUGCAGACAAGAGAAUUGGCAUUGAAAAGCCCGUGCAUCGAGUGCGAGGACGUCUUCGUGCAUUUUCCAGAGGAAGACGGUAUCUCAUGCCUUCAAGUAGGCUAGAUAUACAUGUACAAUGGCAUUGUCAGAAAGAGCAUACUUGAAAGACGCAUAAAUCACACAGUUUGUCACGCAA
Microdochium trichocladiopsis is the source of this 3562-nucleotide messenger RNA. Its product is annotated as complex proteins associated with Set1p component shg1-domain-containing protein. NCBI's taxonomy places the organism in Eukaryota, Fungi, Ascomycota, Sordariomycetes, Xylariales, Microdochiaceae. The coding region runs from base 258 to 3134 and encodes 958 amino acids. The transcript has 2 exons. The record is from RefSeq and is a predicted model, not a curated record.